Molecule: messenger RNA, 3798 nt
Organism: Carcharodon carcharias (great white shark)
Lineage: Eukaryota; Metazoa; Chordata; Chondrichthyes; Lamniformes; Lamnidae
Gene: mocs3
Product: molybdenum cofactor synthesis 3
Exons: 13
Coding region: 148-1533 (461 amino acids)
Biological process (GO): tRNA wobble position uridine thiolation; protein urmylation
Cellular component (GO): cytosol; cytoplasm
Molecular function (GO): URM1 activating enzyme activity; thiosulfate-cyanide sulfurtransferase activity; adenylyltransferase activity
Source: RefSeq, a predicted model, not a curated record
GGGGUCAUUCUCGCGGAGAUCGGCCAUAUUAAGAACAGGCAGUUUUUGGUGUGUUGCACUGUUUCUGGUCCUCCAGCUGAGUUCUGGCUUAAAGUCGGAGGGGCACGUAGCACAGCGCGAUUUAAGUAACCGUUUUCCUCCCUGACCAUGGAGGCGGAGAUGGAGAGGCUGAGGGAUGAGCUGCUCAAGAAGCAGCAGGAGGUGGAGAGGUUGAGGGCAGCGGUCGCACACCUGCAGCAGAACUCUCAGUCUGAAAAUACUGUUACGUUAGUUAAGCAACUGACCAAGGUGCCUCCAUUGGAAGAAAAACUUCUCUCCAAAGAAGAGAUCAUGAGGUACAGCAGACAGCUUGUCAUUCCAGAGUUUGGAGUCAAAGGUCAGCUGAAUCUGUCCAAGAAAGCUGUUCUGAUUGUUGGAUGUGGAGGGCUAGGCUGCCCUGCAGCACAGUACUUGGCUGCUGCAGGCAUUGGUCGAUUAGGACUUCUUGAUUAUGAUGACGUGGAGGUUAGUAACCUACAAAGACAGGUUCUCCAUGCAGAGGAUAAAUUGGGCAUGUCGAAAGCGUUGUCUGCAGCGACCAUGAUAAAUCGGUUAAAUUCAAAUGUUGAGUGCAUACCAUACCACUUUCAGUUGAAUUACAAGAAUGCAAAACAACUUAUUCAACAAUAUGACAUUGUAGUAGAUUGCUCUGACAAUGUCCCCACACGGUUUCUUGUCAAUGAUGCCUGCGUUCUGAAUGGGAAGCCACUGGUAUCAGCUAGCGCUCUAAGAAUGGAGGGACAGCUCACAGUAUAUAAUUACAAUGAUGGCCCCUGUUAUAGAUGUCUCUAUCCAAAACCACCUCCAGCUGAAACUGUAACCAACUGUUCAGAUGGAGGAGUCUUGGGAGUAGUACCUGGAAUUCUGGGAUGUAUUCAGGCCCUGGAGGUGCUGAAGAUUGCGUCAGGAAUAGGAUCAUCUUACAGCCAACAGAUGUUAAUAUUUGAUGCUCUGGCAGCUCGAUUUCGCACCAUUAAGCUUCGACCCAAGCAGCCAACAUGUGCAGUUUGUGGUGAGAAUCCAACAGUGAAAGAUCUGAUCGACUACGAGAAAUUCUGUGGCUCAGCAGCAACAGAUCAGUGUAGGACACUUCAUUUGUUAACCAAAGAACAAAGAAUAACUGUACAGGAAUAUAAACAACUAUUGGAUCAAGGUGUUUCUCAUGUCCUGGUAGAUGUUCGUCCACAGGUGGAAGUUGAUAUUUGUCAGCUAUCUCAUUCUAUUUAUUUUCCAUUGGCUAAAUUAGAGGAAAAGAAUGUUGACUACAUAAAGCUUUUACAGAAUAGCAUCAACACGAGUAGAAAGAAGGCCCUGGAUAAUAUGGUUGCCUUCCCAGUAUAUGUUAUCUGUAAACAAGGAAAUGAUUCCCAGAAGGCUGUUAAAAUCCUGCAAGAGGUACUUGACAAUGAGCUCUCCUCGUUAUCAGUGAAGGAUAUACAGGGUGGCCUAAUGGCCUGGGCUUGUAAGAUUGAUCCAACCUUCCCACAGUAUUGAUUGCUGGAAACAGGAGAAAGGGAAGAAAAUCAUUUAACGCCAUUUAAAAAAAAGUAUUUAAAAUGUAUUAGUUAUUCAAUGUACUGUUAAUUCUAUGUAUGUCAAUAAAUGCAAGCGGAAGGUUUUUGUCAGGGUUGCUCAGUAACUUGAAAAGAAACCUGUAGAUUGUUUCAGUUGAUGUGCUAGCCUCUCUAAGAGUAGUUAAUGCUGAUUUCUGUGUUGACUAUAUUUGAACUGUUUAAUAAGGACAUAAGCAAUUAGUAACUAAAUACAAGUGUACGGAAAAUCUCCUGGUUAGAGUUGAUUCAUUUUAUUAAGUAUCUUAUGUUACAGACCAAAUACUAUGCUACUGAAUUACUAAUAGCGGAAUAUUGUGAGAACUAAAAGAUUAACCUUUUAGAUGCAAUUGAUAUGGCAGCACAAAUGAAUGAAGCAAAUGACCCAUGCAGAAAUUCUGACAAUGCACGUUUGCUGUAAAUUGCUGCCAGGUGAACUUCUGUAUAUUUUUUAAAUUGUGAUGUUGCUACCAGAAUGGCAGUUCUGAUACUGGGACAAUUAAUGUAACAAUUCAUGUUUUCAAUAAUGGACCAGAUGUAUUAAACAUGUUUAUCCUUGUGUAUAAUGUAAGUGCUGUCUUUAGGUUCUCCACAAAAAAAAUUAUGACAUGGAUUCCAUUAAUGUAGACAAUGACACAACAUCUGUUUGACAUAAUGUUAUCUGUUAUGGUAACCUCUUUCAAAAAAACCCAGGCAGACUAGUUGGCUACAUUGUUUUUUUAAAGUGCACAUUCUUUUUAAAUAUGUACAUGCAGAAUUAAUUAUUUUUCAUCAGCAUAACAUCACAGUAACAAAGUCACUCCAGAGCUUUCAACUUUUUACAAUAUGAGAUGGGUCAAUUGGAAGAUCUACUGAAAAUUUCAAAAGAGAGUAUUGUAUCUGGUGUUUCAUAAGGAUACAGCUUCAUUUUUGAAGCUGACUGAGACUCUCAUGAUUCUGUUACUUGUGAUUGACACUCAGUUAAUUACAAUUGGAAAUAUCAGUUGUUGCAAUCCUUGUGUAAGAUUUAUUCAGUGAACCAAUCUAAUAUAAUUAAACGUGAUUCUGUCAGAUCUGCUUGUUGUUAUUAUGACACAGCCGAUGGUAAAUGCUGAGCUGUUCAAAUCCCAGAGGGAAACUUGAAAUAACUAUCAUAACCAAUUUUACAAUUUGUAUGUUUCAAGAUGCAGGCUUUGAAUUCAGUAGUAAAGACCACCGAGUCUCAGAUAUUUAAAACUAAAUUAAACAUAUUAAUACAAAAAAGAUUGUAAGCUCAUACAUAUGUCUACAAAAUGACUAGUAUAAUAACUACAAACAUCCCCUAACUAACCUGACUCCUAGUUACAUCUCUAUUAAAGCAACAGUAAAACACAGAUCUAAACAAACCCUGGUAAAGUACACUCUGGACAGUUGCAUUCAAAAUGAGUUUCUUUCAGCUCUGGGUCCUUGCAGACAAUGCUUGAGGCUUACAGGCUGGAGGCUUUAGAUCUUAUAAUCACUCUCCUUUUUACCAACAGCCUUCUCUUCCUUUAUACAUAUUUUCCUCUUUGAAUGCAAAUGUUCGUUGUAUUACUGUCUCUUGAACUUUACCACUUCUGAUAAGACCCUUUCAUAAAACACACUUUAUUAGUAAUCAUUGGGGGAAAUAAACAGACACGCUGUUUCUGAGCUUCACCUGGUUAGGUGUAAUAUUUCACUCCCUCUCUUUGAAUCCAAGCUACAUUAGUUUGUUUAAAGAAAAAUGCAAAUUGCCCCCAUGUUUACCUAAUUAACAUUUCAAAUCUACUCUUCUAUACAUCAAAGCCGCUAGACUAGCUGGCUUUAAUCCAGUUAGGACACAGACAGAGUUUGGUGUCUGUGUCUUUUUAAAAAAUAAUUUCCGCUAACAUUAUAGACAUUAAUAUAUCUUCAUGACAGCCCCCUCCUUAUCGAAAAAUGAACCGUCAGAAUUCUAAAAGAUGGCUUCAUUUUUAUUAACCCAUCUUACACUAUCACCCAUACUUAUCUAUAUACUUACACUAUAACAUUACCAUGUGUAUGCAUUAACUAUAUACACAAAUCCUUGCUAUUAGCAGAAAUCAUUCCAGUUUGGUGUCCAGGUUUUAAAAUGUCCAAUUUUCCCUCUAAGCUUCAAACUCUUGAUAAAGCAAGGGCAAUCAGAUUCUCUCGUCCAGCAACAUGUAUAAUCUGUAGAUUAAAUGGUUGCAAUAAUAAAUUCCACCUGAACAGA